Molecule: messenger RNA, 2176 nt
Organism: Nicotiana tabacum (common tobacco)
Lineage: Eukaryota; Viridiplantae; Streptophyta; Magnoliopsida; Solanales; Solanaceae
Product: ankyrin repeat-containing protein At5g02620-like
Cellular component (GO): plasma membrane
Molecular function (GO): protein binding
Source: RefSeq, a predicted model, not a curated record
UCACUUAUUAUAUAUACAGAAAUUUUGUUUUUUGAAUGCAUGUGCCAUUUUAAUGUCCCUUUUUCUCUAGCAAUUGUAUAUUUUACACAUUUUCCUUGUUCCAACUUAUAUAGACACCCCAUACUUUUUUAGAAGCUUUUCUUCCAUUUAUUAAAAGCAAUAUACAUUGGUUGUUUUCAUCACCCAAAAAAAAAUAAUUCUUUGUUAUUGUGGGGUUCUUGAAUUUUUAUCAGGAAGCUGGAAAAAGUUGGAAAUUUCAGAAGUUUAUUCAUAUCCAGGUAAAUAUUUUCCCUUUUUUCUUUAUCUUAAUUGGCAAUCUUUUGAUUGUGUUAUGCAUGUACUUAGGAAGGAGAAGACAAUAGCCAUAUGAUAACAAAGCUUCAAUUUUGUUUACUGGUGGCUAGAUAGUGUAUUGAAAAUCAUGAAUUGAAGGUCAAAAAUUGAAAAUGAAUGCCUUUCUUCAUGUGGAAAAAGAAAUAUUUUAAAGAUUUUGCUGUUUAUGUUGUUUCGAGAAUCUAUCGAAAACAGCAUCUCUACCUUCCAAGUAAGGGUAAAGUCUUCGUACACACUGCCCUCCCCAGACCCUACUUUGGGAUUAUACUGGGUUUGUUGUUGUUGGUUGUUGUUUAUGUUGUUGUUGUUACCAGGGUAUUGAUUUUGGCUCAAACUUGAAAAGGAAUGUGAGUGAAAUUCAAGUUUUUCGCUUUGAUGAAUCGAGGGAAGUGUGAUUAUAGAAUAAAGUUUUUCAUGUUGGCUCUUGAGCCUUCAUUAGAAUUAAAAAAUAUGAUUGUUGAUUUGAGUGUUUGAGGGAAGAAAAAAAAGGAUUGUGGUUCAAGAUUAGCAUAGAGAGGGAAGAGGAAGUGGGGUUUUGGGCACUUUUAAUAAGAUGGAGGCACCAACAGCUCAGCCAACCACACCCCGGAAAAAGAUGACGAAACAAUUAACGGGGAAACGUGAUGAUUCUGCCUUGCAUUCGGCAGCUAGAGCUGGAAAUAUUGUUGCAAUAAGAGAGACUAUAAAGAACACGGGCGAGGAAGAAUUAGCGGAGUUGUUGAUAAAGCAAAAUUCAGCAGGAGAGACCCCCUUGUAUGUUGCAGCUGAAUAUGGUUAUUAUGAGGUGGUUAGGGAGAUGAUCAUGUAUUAUGAUCUUGUCACAGCUGGCAUCAAAGCGAGGAACGGGUUUGAUGCAUUGCAUAUUGCUGCCAAACAAGGAGAUUUAGAUAUGGUGAAGGUAUUACUGGAAGCACAUCCAGAGCUAGCGAUGACAGUUGAUGUCGCAAAUACAACAGCUUUGCAUACUGCAGCGAACCAAGGGCAUAUAGAGGUGGUGAAUUAUUUCUUGGAGGAACAGAGUAGUUUGGCCACUAUAGCUAAAAGUAACGGGAAAACAGCACUGCAUUCUUCUGCAAGGAAUGGACAUUUGCAGGUUUUGAAGGCUCUUUUGAGUAAGGAGCCAGGGAUUGCAACACGGAUGGAUAAUAAAGGACAGACUGCACUUCACAUGGCUGUCAAAGGACAAAACCUUGAGGUUGUGGAGGAGCUCAUUAAAACUGAUCCUUCAUUAAUUAACAUGGUUGACAAUAAGGGCAAUACGCCAUUGCAUAUUGCAGCUCGGAAAGGGAGGUCUGAGAUUGUUAAAUUGCUACUUGGGCAGAAUGAAACAGAUAAAAAAGUGAUCAAUAGGUCCCACGAGACAGCUCUCGACACUGCUGAGAAAAUGUCACAGGCUGAGACUGUAGCCAUCCUACAGGAACAUGGCGUUGAAAGUGCACGAGUUCUCAAACCACAGGCAAUAAAUCCAGCAAGAGAGUUGAAGCAAACCGUUAGUGACAUCAAACACGAGGUGCACGAUCAGUUAAAACACACACGACAGACAAAAAAACGCAUACAAGGCAUUGCCAAACGCCUCCACAAAAUGCAUCGAGAAGGCCUUAACAACGCGAUCAACUCAACAACUGUCGUUGCUGUACUAAUCGCCACAGUUGCCUUUGCAGGAAUAUUUCAAGUGCCGGGGCAAUACUAUAUGGAUCCAGAUAACCUCCCACCUGGCCAUAUAAUUGGAGAAGCAAACAUAUCGAACCACCCUGUAUUUCUCGUUUUCUUUAUCUUCGACUCUAUCGCGUUAUUCAUCUCGCUUGCAGUUGUGGUUGUUCAGACAACAGUUGUGGUCAUUGAA